AUUAUCAUCAGCUGGCAAACCAAAUUAUCGUUAGCGCGCCAAAUUAAUUUGCGAGCAAAACAAAAACCGAAACGAAAAAUUCAAUAAAAAAAAUGUCUAAACAAAAAACGAUAACAAAUUUUUUCAAACGUAAAAUUAUCGAUGAAAUCGAUAAUGGAGCGAUCAGUAAAAAGCAUUGCAUCAAUGCAGUCGUCGGCGGUGGUGAUGAUUCUUCAAAUGACAAACGAUCUAAUGAUAAUUCUGGUGAUAACCGUAAUGAUGAUGAUAGACGACGUGUUGCUUGUGGAUAUAUUUCAACAAAAUGGUAUAAAAUUUUCGAACAAGAAUUUCAAAAACAAUAUUUUAAAAAUUUAGAAAAAUUCAUUGAAAAUGAACGAAAUUCGCAUACAAUUUAUCCACCUGAAAAUCAAGUAUUCAGUUGGUCAUUUCAUUGUGAUAUCGAUAAUGUUAAGGUGAUUAUUUUAGGUCAAGAUCCAUAUCAUGGUCCACGACAGGCUAAUGGUCUUGCAUUCAGCGUUGAACGUAAUGUUGCUAAACCACCGAGCUUAAUCAAUAUAUUCAAAGAAAUUAAAAAUGAAUAUCCUGAAUUUCAAAUACCAUCACAUGGUGAUUUAAAACAAUGGUCAAAUCAAGGUGUAUUAUUAUUGAAUGCAUCACUAACUGUACGUUCAAAUCAACCAAAUUCACAUUCAAAUCAUGGUUGGGAACAAUUUACUGAUUCAAUAAUUCGUUACCUAAAUCAACAUUAUUCAAAUCGUGUUUUUUUACUUUGGGGUAGUUAUGCACAUAAAAAAGGUUCAUUUAUUGAUUCGAAAAAACAUUUAGUUUUAAAAUCCGUACAUCCAAGUCCAUUAUCAGCAAUGCGUGGUUUUUUCGGUUGUAAUCAUUUUAAACAAUGUAAUGAUUAUCUACAAAAACAUAAUAUUAAACCUAUUGAUUGGACUAAAUUGGAUUAAUUGAGUGAUGGACGAUUAUUAAAACAUUCAAGAAUCAAUAUUUAUUUAUUUUUUUUAAAGUUACCAUUCAUCAAGUUAAUUGUCAAACAAAACAAAACAAAAAAUGCAAACA
Messenger RNA from Dermatophagoides pteronyssinus (European house dust mite), 1068 nucleotides. Its product is annotated as uracil-DNA glycosylase-like. The record is from RefSeq and is a predicted model, not a curated record. Gene Ontology annotation, cellular component: mitochondrion; nucleus. Gene Ontology annotation, biological process: base-excision repair, AP site formation via deaminated base removal; base-excision repair. Lineage: Eukaryota; Metazoa; Arthropoda; Arachnida; Sarcoptiformes; Pyroglyphidae. Gene Ontology annotation, molecular function: uracil DNA N-glycosylase activity.